Messenger RNA from Cimex lectularius (bed bug), 1722 nucleotides. It is a transcript of the gene rogdi, whose product is annotated as protein rogdi. Gene Ontology annotation, cellular component: RAVE complex. The record is from RefSeq and is a predicted model, not a curated record. Bases 287 to 1078 code for a protein of 263 amino acids. NCBI's taxonomy places the organism in Eukaryota, Metazoa, Arthropoda, Insecta, Hemiptera, Cimicidae. The transcript has 6 exons.
GCUGCUUAUCGCCUAUCGCUUAUGCUUGCCAGUUGCCAGUUGCCAAUUCGUCCUAAUUACUCAUCGACUCGGUUCCACUUUUGGAAUUUUCGUAAUCAGUUCUUGUUUUUGUUUUUUUGGCCUUUACUUUCUUUCAGCAGGAAAUCCUGACCCACGGGAAUUCACGUAAACCACACCGACGAAUCUCACAAUGCUGUCACUUUUGCACUAUCAUUGAUUUUCCAAGCUUUUCCCUUUGAUUGUUUUCUGUUUUUUAAAUAUUUUUCCUUCCUGCAAAUCUGACACAAUGGUCGAUGUAGAAAAAGAGGAAGCCACUUCGCUCCAAAGUGAAUUCGAAUGGGUUUUGCACAAAGAAGUCCAUUUGGUGCUUAACCAACUGAAGACAAUUCUAGUGGAGUGCGUAAGGCGAUUUCCAAUCACAGUAAAUGCUGAGAAUCCACACAAGCCGGAAAAAUUUGUUUUAGCAAGCGGGAUAGACCAAUUGAAAGGUGUGAUUUCAUUAUCAGGAGACUGUAUUUCCCAUGCAGAGAUAGCGUUCAAAGUCCAACGUCAACAAUUGGUCCAAUACAGGACCACGAUUCAGAGCGAUAAUCCUUGGCGACUCCAUCAGGUGCAGGAUUCCGUGAACCAUUUGCACCAGGCCAUCGCCAUAAUUGACAACAUAGACAAAGACUAUACGUUCCAGUCGUCGGAAGAAGUACUCCAUAUCCUGGGCAAUAUACUUGGCUGCUUACAACGUGGAAGGACGUCGCUCAUUCUACCCCGUAAGAGGACUGUCGACGAUCUAAUGAAGAGUAGAAACAUGAAAUGCUUAGUGCCGAAUUUGCCUGAGGACCUGGCCUUGAGCUUUUACAUCCAGAGCCAUAAGCUUGUCUUUGCAGUUUAUCAAGUCAGCACUGUUCAUGGUGUGAUGAAGUUCGACUCUCAUCAGGCCGAGGCUUCAGUCCCUUGGCUUAACGAAGUGCUUGUCUUGUUCACCGUAGCGCUGCAAUUAUGCCAACAACUUAAAGAUAAGAUAUGCGUAUUUGCUCAGUAUAAGGAUUUCACAGUCAGUACAACACCACUCCAGGCUUAUUAAGGGCACUUCAGCGUUCCAACAAAACAAAAAUUUGAAAGUCACAAAUUGGUAACUCCUAGUCUUUUCUUUUGUCCUUAUAAUUCACAUGUUUUUAUAAAGGAAAUCUCAGUGUAAUUAAAAAAAUCCCAAGUUAUUGUAAAAAUGUUCCUUAGAAAGAGUUGGAUAAAAUAUUUACCAAUUGUCCGAAUUAACUAUUUAGAACCUUUGAGAAAUUGUACAUUGUACCUCUACACUGUGUGAUUUUGUAAAAAAAAAUUAGUUACCGUAGAUGUAGACAAUUAUCAAUCAAGAUACUAUGUAUUAUGCAAACUGUAAUUUAGCAGCUAAUCUUAUUUAAUAUGAGGUAAUAAUCUCAUUAAUGUAUUCCGUGCGUUUGCACACCUCCUAAGGCCAUUUAUUUUAUAUAAAUGUUUUAGUCAAAUUAUAUACUCUGUAAUUUAUUUUAAUAGCCACCCUUGUACAAAGUUGGCUCAAAUUAAAUUUUUUAACAAGGUUCCCUUACAUAUUGUUUUAUUUUUUAUUUAUAUUAAUCAAUUUAAAAGAAAAAUGUUAUUGUAAGUUAAGACAAUAAUAUUUGGGAGAGGCUGUGUAUAUAAAAAAUUAUUGUACAUUACACUGCAAGCAAUAAAUUUGUUAUAUAGUUA